GCAGGAAGCCCAGUGCGGCUACACCAUCAUCGUGAUGGCCAUCUUCUGGUGCACGGAAGCCCUGCCCCUGGCGGUGACCGCUCUCUUCCCCGUCCUCUUCUUCCCCCUCAUGGGCAUCAUGGACUCCUCCACGGUGUGCAUGGAAUACCUGAAGGACACCAACAUGCUCUUCAUCGGGGGCCUCCUGGUGGCCAUCGCGGUUGAGCACUGGAACCUCCACCGGCGCAUCGCCCUGCAGGUCCUCCUCAUCAUCGGUGUCCGGCCGGCCUUGCUCCUGAUGGGCUUCAUGGGUGUCACGGCCUUCCUCUCCAUGUGGAUCAGCAACACGGCCACCACAGCCAUGAUGGUGCCCAUCGCCCAGGCCGUCCUGCAGCAGCUGCAGAAGUCGGAGCUGGAGCAGAGCGCAGCGGAGCAGGGGGCCGCCCAGAACGGGACCAUCAACCGGGCCUUUGAGAUGCAGGAGGCCCCCCCGCAGCAAGCCCAGGUGCAGGUGGUGGUGAAGGAGAAGCUGCCGGAGGAGGCUGAGCCGAAGCUGGACGAAGAGCGGCAACAGCUGCAGCAGAAGCACCAGACCUUUUGCAAAGGGAUGAGCCUGGCCGUCUGCUACGCUGCCAGCAUCGGGGGCAUCGCCACUCUGACGGGCACCACCCCCAACCUGGUCAUGAAGGGGCAGAUGGACGAGUGAGUC
Molecule: messenger RNA, 688 nt
Organism: Pseudonaja textilis
Lineage: Eukaryota; Metazoa; Chordata; Lepidosauria; Squamata; Elapidae
Source: RefSeq, a predicted model, not a curated record